Messenger RNA from Entrophospora candida, 2406 nucleotides. The record is from the annotation of a GenBank genome assembly. Lineage: Eukaryota; Fungi; Glomeromycota; Glomeromycetes; Entrophosporales; Entrophosporaceae.
AUGAGUAACGAUUCAGAAUUAAGAUUUAGAUUUGGUUCCGAAAACAACAGCAUUAGCAACAAUACUAGUGGUAUUAAUGAUGACGACGACGAUAAUAGAAUAUUUGAUGAAUUGAAUGAUAAUAAAAAGGAAAAGGUGGAAGGAAUUGUUUAUGGAAAAACACCAUACAAUAGUGCAUUUCCUGUGCCACGUACUGUAGAAAUGCUUACAUCAGUCUUUGAUCCAAAAUGUGCAUACAAUAUGGGAUUGGGUUGGUUAUUGAAAUAUCAGAGUGAUAAGCGCGGUCUGGUUAUUUGGGCAAAACGUAAUAAUAUUUUUCAUAAAAAAAACUUGAAAUGGUAUCCUCUUCUCAAGAAAGAAUUAAGCACAAAAAUGGGUGAUGAUUAUGAUUUUGAUGACUCGGGCUUUUUUAUUAACUUGUUACGUUGGAUCGGAGGCUUUUUCUUAUUAUGGUUUAACAUUUGGGUAAAAGUUGAUGCUCAUCGUGUAGUCAAAGAUUUUGCCUGGUACUGGGGUGAUUUCUUUUUCCUUAUCGAUCAAUCACUCACCUUUGAUGGUGUAUUUGAAAUGGCACCGCAUCCCAUGUAUUCCGUUGGUUAUGUUGGUUAUUAUGGCAUUUCUAUGAUUACGUCUAGUUACACUGUAUUGUUUGUAAGCUUGGCAGCUCAUGCAGCACAAUUUGCAUUCUUAACCAUUGUAGAAAAUCCUCCUGGAACUCCUGACAAUAUUGUUAAAACAUUUUUAGUUUUACAAUGUUUGACAUGGAGAAUAUUCCAUUCUUAUGGGCUAGGUUAUAUGUUAUAUUUGCAAAGUAAAAGUAAGUUUUUAACAAAACAUUAUGUUAAAUUUGGUGGAAAUGUGAACGAAGCAUUUUCUAAUUGGAAAAGCAUUUAUAAUUUAUCAUUGUGUAUGACAUAUGUAACAUUUAUUGUUGCUGCGUGGAAAAUGUACUAUUUCCCUGUUGAUUGGACUUAUGGAUUGGUGUUAUUAAGACAUACAAUGGGUGUACUAUUGAUUGCAUUACAUAUAUGGACAUCUGUUUCUGUGUUUGAAGUUCUUGGUGAUUUUGGAUGGUUCUAUGGUGAUUUCUUUAUGGAUGAUUAUUCUACAACUUUAUAUUAUACUGGCAUCUAUAGAUUUGUUAAUAACCCAGAGAAAAUUAUGGGGCAUGCUGCAUUCUGGGGAAUUACUCUUAUCGCAAAUAGUUGGCUUAUUUUUGGCAUGGCAUUAUUUUCACAGAUUUCAAGUUUUCUAUUUUUGAGAUAUGUCGAGGGCCCUCAUAUGAAAAAACUUUAUGGUGACAAAGUCAGGAAAGAGGCAGGAAUCACCAAGACUAUCAAACGUCUAAAAAUUAUUCCUGCCACUGUUAGAAAAGAAAUGUCUAAAAUUCGUGAAACUACAGAGAUUCAAGUUAUUCAAAAGGUCAUUAAAGAACUUGCCGAAACUGUUGAAAGGGCGGUGGAAGAAACUGCUGAUGCUUUAGGUGAAUUUGUUGAAUCAACGAAACCUAAACUUCAAGAAGUUGUCGAAGAAGCUAAAACAAUGUUGCAAAAUUCUCGUGUCAAAUUAAUAAGCCAAGCUGUUGGUCGAAUUCAAAAUCACGACGUUUCAAGAUACUCAAUAGUCCUUGUAGCUCCUGAGGAUUCCACAGAUAUCACACCAUCAAGCACACCAAUUUCUUCACGAGAACAAUUUAAAACGAUAUCAAAACCAAUCAUAUUCACACUUGGCUCACCGAUCCGUUUGAAGUGGACUGCACCAAAUAAUCAUUCACAUAAAGAUUGGAUCGGUGUUUAUAAGGUUACGUCUAAUUCUUCAAAGAAUAUUACUAGUGUCACUAGUAGAGGUCGUUACAUGUAUGUUUUGCCCGAAGAUGAAGAUUUUGAUAAUAAUAAUGCAGCAGCAACACCUACUACUACUACUGCCACUAAUGUCACCAGUGAAUUGUGGUUUAAGGGUGAUCAAUUGCCUUGGGAAGUUGGCACUUAUGAAUUUAGAUACCAUCACGACAACAAACAUAUAGUUAUGGCCAUUUCACAACCAUUCGAAAUCAAAGCACCAACACCAAAAUACAUAUUGGAUCUUCCGUCUGUUGAGCAAAUGGUGCUCACAUUAGUACAAAAAGCGCUCGACACUGAUCCUAAAUUUGUUCCAUACUCUACACAAGAUGAUUAUGUCUUGAUGAAGGAAGUUCAUGCUAAGCGCAUUGUAUAUGGGAUUAAGAUGAGUUUUGGUGUUGACUUUGCAUGGGAAGUUGUUGCUAUUGAUGGAAAUGUUAGGAGGCUUGCAAGAAGGAUACAUAAAGCACGUCUUGUUUUAUCACCUAUUCAAGGUAAACAACAAAUAAAUGAAAGUGACAUUGAAAAAAGUUUAUAUUCUCCUACUUUGAGUGAAAAUAGUGAAUAG